UGCAGCCACCAGCGCAGCUGCACCCUGGGCUCCGUGCCUGGCGGGGUCCCAUCUCACCCCGCAGCAUGCCCCUGGCACGUGUGACAGCAGUGGGGAAGGGAGACUGAGGCUGGGAAGGACACUCACCGGUCACCCCAGUUUAGCCAUGGCAGUGACAGCCAGGAAUGGCAGGUCAACAGCCUCCCCGCUCGCUGGCAGCCCCGUGGCCAUCAGCACCACGGCUCGGCCGGGCUCCCUGGGCGGCUGGCUUAGCCGGAUCCCACUACCCAAAUGGGCACUCAUCGCUGUGGCUGUGGCAGUGGGUGUUCUCCUACUCCUCUUCCUCAUCUGCAUCAUCAGGUGCUGCUGUGGCAAGAAGAAGCCCAGGAAGAAGGAGAGAGUCAGCUUGCAUGCUGUCAGCAGCAGCACCACCGCCAGCCUCGUCCAGCCCGAGGCGGAGGACCUGGAGCAUGGUGUGGAGCAGACAGGGCGAGGAAAGCUGCAGUACUCCCUGGAGUACAACUUCCGUGCGCAGGAGUUGAAAGUCGGGGUGAAGCAGGCAGCUGAGCUGAAGGCCAUGGACAGCAGUGGCACAUCUGAUCCCUACGUGAUCACCUACCUAACAUCUGAUGUGAAGAAGAGGUACGAGACCAGGGUUUACCGCAAGACCCUGAACCCUGUGUUCAAUGAGAGCUUCACUUUCCAGGUACCCCAGGCAGAGGUGCCUGAAUCCACGCUGGUGAUGCGGGUCUGUGACUUCAACCGCUUUGCCAAGCAUGAAGUCAUCGGUGAGGUCCGGCUGCCCCUGGCCAGCGUCAGCCUGCAGCACGUCAUCGAGCAGUGGAGUGACCUGGCAGUGGGCAGUAAAGUGAAGGAAGAGCAGCUGGGUGAGAUCUGCUUCUCGCUGCGCUAUGUCCCCAGCACUGGCAAGCUGACGGUGCUCAUCCUGGAAGCCAAGAAGCUGAAGCGGAUGGACUCCCAUGGGCUCUCAGAUCCUUUUGUCAAGGUACAUCUCAUCCUGAACAGGAAGAAAUGGAAGAAGAAGAGGACAAGUGUGAAGAAAAACACCUUAAGCCCUUACUUCAAUGAGGUGCUUGUUUUUGAGGUGCCUUUCAAUCACAUCCAGAAUGUGGACGUGGUCAUCUCCGUCUGGGAUCACGACAAAGUGACGAAGAACGAGCCCAUUGGCAAACUCUUCCUGGGCUGCCGAGCCACAGGCAACCAGCUGCGGCACUGGUCUGACAUGCUAUCCAACCCCCGCCGGCCCCUCGCCCAGUGGCACAGCCUGCAGCCCCCAGAUGUGGUUGACAAAGCCCUGGGGCUGAAGUCCCACCUCAAGCUGCCCCUGCCCCCCAGAUAGUGGGGGGGUCUCCUCCUCCACCCAGUGGCAGGACAGACAGCUUGUGGAGGGGCGAGGGGCUUCUGCUCAGCAACAUCUAGAUGUGUUGAUCCCAGCUCGGUCUAAGCAAAGAGGGGACCGGUGGCUCUUCUUGACCAAGAGAUCCCUGGCUGCUGGCGCAGCUCAUGCCCUGUGUAAUGCCCGGAGCUGGGCAGCUCGGCCCCCCCGGGCAAGGCUGGGCACAGAGCAGAGGGUGCUAAGGAGAUGGUGUGGGUGCAGGAGCUGGCUCACCCCAGCUGCUCGUGGGCCGAGGGGACAAAUACACAGAACUUCAAGCUCAUGCAAAACCACCAUGUCCGUUGAUGUUUUUAAAGCAGAGGACUGACAUCCCGGCAGGCUGGGGUGGGCAGUUUCUUUGGUUGUGAAUAAUUCGGCAAGAGGCAAGUUCUUGGGAAGGCUUAAUGUGCCCUGUGAAGGCUUCUAAACAAGACCUGGAACUUGAAGCCCCCUAAGAGGCUUGAGAGGAGAGAAAGAGGACGUGCUGAUGAGGAAGG
Messenger RNA from Falco peregrinus (peregrine falcon), 1872 nucleotides. It is a transcript of the gene SYT8, whose product is annotated as synaptotagmin 8. The transcript is spliced from 9 exons. Gene Ontology annotation, biological process: synaptic vesicle endocytosis; calcium ion-regulated exocytosis of neurotransmitter; cellular response to calcium ion. Gene Ontology annotation, molecular function: syntaxin binding; clathrin binding; phosphatidylserine binding. Bases 146 to 1339 code for a protein of 397 amino acids. Lineage: Eukaryota; Metazoa; Chordata; Aves; Falconiformes; Falconidae. Gene Ontology annotation, cellular component: synaptic vesicle membrane; dense core granule; axon. The record is from RefSeq and is a predicted model, not a curated record.